ACCAUGGAGAAUAAAACAGAUAUGACUGAAUUCUUCCUGGUUGGACUGACCAAUACCCCAGAACUGCAGAUUCCUUUCUUUGUAAUGUUCACCCUCAUCUACCUCAUCACUCUGAUAGGGAACCUGGGGAUGGUCUUGUUGAUUUUGAUGGACCCUCGUCUUCAUAUUCCCAUGUAUUUUUUCCUCAGUAACCUUUCUCUGGUGGACUUUUGUUACUCCUCAACCGUCACUCCAAAGGUGAUGGCUGGCUUCCUUAUAGGAGAUAAAAUUAUCUCUUACAAUGCAUGUGCGGCUCAGCUGUUCUUCUUUGCAGUCUUUGCAACUGCAGAAAAUUUUCUCUUGGCUGCAAUGGCUUUUGAUCGCUACUCAGCAGUGUGUAGGCCCCUCCACUACACCACCAUCAUGACAACAAGUAUGUGUGUACGUUUGGUCAUAGGCUGCUAUGUUUUUGGUUUCCUGACUGCUGCUGUUCAAGUGGGAGACAUAUUUAGUCUCUCUUUCUGCAUUUCUAAUGUGAUCCAUCACUUUUUCUGUGACAUUCCAGUAGUCAUGAGUCUGACUUGCUCUGAUAAUCGUAUUGGUGAGCUGAUCCUCCUUCUUAUGUCAAGCUUGAAUAUAUUUUUUGCAGUUAUAGUGAUUUUGAUUUCCUACCUCUUCAUAUUUGUCACCAUUUUGAAGAUGCACUCAUCUGAGGGAUACCAGAAGGCCUUUUCCACCUGUGCUUCUCACCUAGCAACUGUUGCCAUAUUUUAUGGGACUGUUACCAUCAUGUACUUACAGCCAAGUUCCAGUCACUCCAUGGACACAGACAAACUUGCAUCUGUGUUCUACACUAUGGUGAUUCCCAUGUUGAAUCCUAUGGUUUAUAGCCUGAGAAAUAAAGAAGUCAAGAAUGCAUUUACAAAAAUGAUUGAGAAGGCAAAAUCUUCUCUAGGUUUACAUUUUUAG
Messenger RNA from Erinaceus europaeus (western European hedgehog), 948 nucleotides. Its product is annotated as olfactory receptor 5B3-like. The record is from RefSeq and is a predicted model, not a curated record. Gene Ontology annotation, molecular function: odorant binding; olfactory receptor activity; G protein-coupled receptor activity. Gene Ontology annotation, biological process: sensory perception of smell; G protein-coupled receptor signaling pathway. Bases 4 to 948 code for a protein of 314 amino acids. The transcript has a single exon. NCBI's taxonomy places the organism in Eukaryota, Metazoa, Chordata, Mammalia, Eulipotyphla, Erinaceidae. Gene Ontology annotation, cellular component: membrane.